Messenger RNA from Gasterosteus aculeatus aculeatus (three-spined stickleback), 3570 nucleotides. RefSeq names its product minamoto (gene meioc). Gene Ontology annotation, biological process: male meiosis I; meiotic cell cycle; mRNA stabilization. Lineage: Eukaryota; Metazoa; Chordata; Actinopteri; Perciformes; Gasterosteidae. Gene Ontology annotation, cellular component: cytoplasm; nucleus. The record is from RefSeq and is a predicted model, not a curated record.
UCCUACUCGAUGAUGAUUGGAUGAAACGAUACGAGUCGGUCCGGUUCAGCCAAUGUGGGUUUAGGCUUGAGGUCGAGCUGCUGAGGCGAGGCACGAGCGAUAAUGCGCCGACGGUGAAGAAAACUGGUUCAACUCCGAAAGUUGGCGUUACUUAAGUACUCAGAUUUAUGGAGUAAAGACUCUGUCCAAGUUCACUGGAGUUCAGAAUGGCCUUCAACGGGCACCAGAGCACGUUGGAGAAUUCGCUCUUUCCCACAUUCCAACGCCAGGCCAGUGUAAAUAUAGAAACUGGAAACAACGGCAGCGUUGCUUUGCCCUUCGUUUCCAUCCCCGGGGCCUCGCUGCAGGAACAGAACACAGCAUCCUACUUGCCCUGGUCUCACAUAGCCCACGAUGAUCCCUACGGCCUUAUCAAUUGUUCCCAGAACAACUUUAAAAUCAGGAAACCCACUGAUAGUACUGACUGUGAAGGGGAGACUGAUCUACAGGGUCUAGUGUCAAAUAUUUUGGAUGAAAGAGAUUCACACGACAGCUACUACAGCAAAGGGAACCUACCUACAUGUAAUCCCGUCUGGUCUUCAAAGACAUUGAAAGAAGAACUACUGCAGUAUUUUCAAACAGAGCCCAACCAGCCGACCUUUCCCCCCAACUAUGCAUCCCGUGAGACUUCAAGUAAAGCACAGGGACAUUCAGUGGACAAAGACGUCCAGUUUCAUCAACAGUCAAAUGGCCUUUCGACCAAUCAACAAUGGCCAUUGCCUAAUGGAGACAAGGAAAGUUACACCCACCGUGCCCACACAUUGCCACCAGGUCUGCCGAUGCCUAAACAGGGAAACACCUUUUCGUCGCAGGUACUGCGCCACAAAUACGACAACGUUCCAGAAAGACGGCAUAGUCAGUCCGUUAAUAAUUUACCCGACCUCAGCAGUGUCUUCAGACCUCAAAGCGAGAUGAACAGCCCAUGCUUUCAUCCUUAUUACGAAGACCAGUACGUCCAGAGCCUCCGCCAUGAACAGUCUGGUCAACGAGACAUUAACCAGCUAGUCAGUAGUUUUCAAUCAUUCAUGGUUGGUGAGCAUGACGGCUUAUGGGGCGGAGACUCUCCAAACAUCCAAAGGCAGCACGAAGACGGCCUGGUGGAACAAUGGAAAAUCCCCAACCCUUCCAUGUCAACACAAAGCAGUGCCGCGAGGAGGGCCCCAAAACAGCUGGCGGGAGAAUUGGGGACAGCGCAGAUGGAAAGAAACGGAGGAGCGAGGAGACAAACGUUUAACCACAACGCCUUCCGAGGUCCAUCUGCUUUCAGCCCUCAAAACACGGAGUACUACCAGCCGGCCAAGACGUCCAUCGCACCUUUAAACCUCCCGAAGCAAUACCAGAGCAACAUGACCCAGCACAGAGAGAACACGCCACCCCCCAUCAGCGUGGGCCUGAACCAGUAUUCAAGAAGUCUCUUCCAGCAGGGCCUGAUGCAGGGCCUGAUGCAGAGCAAGCUCAAUGUGCCCAGUCAGAGGGAAAAGAAGCGGAUGCACAUGUCAGGCCAUGAAGGAGAAGGCUUCUCCUCAAGGCCCCCGGGCAACACUAUCAUGAGAAGGGAGUGUAAGAAACAGGCCCUCUAUCAAAGCCCUUACCACGACGGCCUAGGAAGCAUGCAGGCCCACAGGUUUGACGAAGAAAACGGCACGGUCGUAGCAGGGAACGCUCCGCAGCUCAUGCCUUACAUGUAUGCUGUGAACGACCCCAGAAGGGUCUCCAUCAACCCUCCUCACUUCAGCCCCAGGGCCACGCCGCCCUACGGGGGCGGCAUGGCCGGCAUGGACCCGGGUGAUGUGGCGUCGGCCAAUGAGACGGCAGUUUUCAACUCCUACGCAAGCGACAUGUUGACCUGCAGAGGAGAGAGCACCUAUCAUGGCAUGGUGACUCCAAUGGUAGCGAAUCCAGGAGGGCUCAUGAUCCAGCUCUACUUCUACCUGGACGAGUGUUAUGAGAAGUGGAGGAGCUUGGAGAAGGAGAGAAAGAGGACUGAGAUCAUUCUAACCAAGACAUUUGUUGGGAAAACGACUGCCGCGGUGGCCAACUCCAACCAGCCCAAGAGCCCACCGAACCCCACUAGAGUGGACACACUCAUCGUCAAUCAGAUGAAAGAGCAUGCAAGGGUGGCGAGCCUCCUCGACAGAAUGCAGUGUCUGAGCAAGGCUGCCUUCCACGCCAAUGUCCACACGGCGCUGAACAGGUACCACGCGGCUAUUUGCAACGCCCAGGCGAGACACAAGGAGGAGCUCGCCGGCACGUCCAGGCACCAGCGGCAGAGGACUCAUUUCCCAGAGGACCGAGAAACCCUGUUGCUGGUCAUUGCGCUGAAGGACCUCGCCGCGACCACCAGAAAGAUGCGCACGGCCCUGUGGUGCGCUCUCCACAUGACCCUACCGAAGGCCGCCAAGAAGCCGGAGUGCCAGGUGACCGGGGAGGCCGCUUGUAGUGAAACAGGCGCCUCUCCAUUCGAGGGUUACUCUUUCAAAGUCACGAUUUAACGGGCUCCAAGCACGAGCUAAAGGGCUUGAUUCAGAUUCCAAUUCAAAUUACUCACAGAAUGCCCUGAUUAUAAAUGUCCCAUCGAUAUAGAACAAACUAAUGUUACCCGCUAGUCCACGGGGACGUUUUACCUGAGACACAGCGAUCACUGCACAAUAUGAGAUGAGCAAUUGCAGGCUUGGUGACGGUUGCAGUUUAUCAUUUGGAGAACAUUAGUUGUGCGGGAAUUGCAUGAAAUGUUGUCCUUCCUGCUGCGCCUGAAUUUCAUUUCAUUUAAUUAGUGUCCGUUUCAAAUGACCGUGAAUUGGCUCCAUCACCGUUUUAUUUAAAGGCACUAUUUAUGAGGAAGAUUUCGGUGAAUUCUUCUGUUUUACUUAUUUAUUGGUAUGUAAUGGAACCGCAGUAUAUUGCAGAGCAAUAAUUGAAUCAUAAGGGCAGUAGUUUAAAAAAAACAUGCUGAAUAUUCCAACUUAUUUUGGCAGCUUGAGUUUUCUCUUGCAUAAUUGUAACAUGUAAUCAGAAAAAAAACAUAUUUAACUGCGAUUUGUAGAAGUUUGAGCUGCGGCAAAGAAACUCAGAUUUCAGAAAGAAAUGUUCAGCGUUUUAAAUUGAUAUCUAUUAAUCACAUUUUCCACUGGAAAUAUACACACAUAUUCCUAUCAGUGAAAUGUAACAUAGCUAAGUUAAGAAUGUUUAAUGUUUAAAUAACGUUUAUUGUGAACAUGAUAAAUUAUAAAAUGUUUUCUGAAAUGUUCCAAUUAACUUAUAAACUUGUUUUUUUUAAAUGUUUCAUCCACCUUUUGGUUAAAAAAAAAAUAUGCUGAAACUUUUAAGAGCUUAGCGUUUUAAAUUGAAAUGUAAUCAAACUUUCCAUCAUUUUCAGUUUUAUCAAUGUGACAGUUUGUCAGCUUAAGAAUAGUCUGUCUAUAACAGUCUGGCGACUCUUCCUUUGUGAUGCACUCAUUUUAAUGUUCACGCUGGUUUAUUUUCUUGUCACCUGUUCUGUGAAAAGAAACUUUUAAAAUAAAGCAAUCCAAA